AAGCGCCUCCCGUAAACAAGCGCAGCGGGGACACUGGAGGAGAACGCACACCGCGCUCCGCGUGCUAUUUGCUUGGAGCCGCACAGGCGGAUGUGAGCAUUCUGUCUACUUCUUCCUCUACCGUGAAUGGAAUGGAUGUGCUAGCCGAGGAGUUUGGGAGCCUGACUCCGGAGCAGCUGGCUGCGCCGAUCCCGACGGUGGAGGAAAAAUGGAGGCUGCUUCCAGCAUUUUUAAAGGUCAAAGGCCUCGUGAAACAGCACAUAGAUUCCUUUAACUAUUUCAUUAAUGUAGAGAUAAAGAAGAUAAUGAAAGCCAAUGAAAAGGUUACAAGUGAUGCUGACCCCAUGUGGUACUUAAAAUAUCUUAAUAUCUAUGUUGGACUUCCUGAUGUCGAAGAAAGCUUCAAUGUAACUAGACCAGUGUCCCCUCAUGAGUGCCGUCUGAGGGACAUGACAUACUCUGCCCCAAUCACAGUGGACAUUGAGUAUACCCGAGGCAGCCAGAGGAUAAUCCGAAACGCCUUACCCAUUGGCAGAAUGCCCAUCAUGCUCCGAAGUUCAAACUGUGUUCUGACAGGGAAAACUCCAGCAGAGUUUGCCAAAUUGAACGAAUGUCCAUUAGACCCAGGUGGCUACUUCAUUGUUAAAGGAGUGGAAAAAGUCAUUCUCAUCCAAGAGCAGCUGUCCAAGAACAGGAUCAUCGUGGAAGCUGACAGGAAAGGGGCCGUUGGAGCUUCAGUUACCAGCUCCACCCAUGAGAAGAAAAGUAGAACCAACAUGGCCGUGAAACAGGGGCGAUUCUAUCUGAGACACAACACCCUGUCUGAAGAUAUACCCAUUGUCAUCAUAUUUAAGGCCAUGGGUGUUGAGAGUGACCAGGAAAUUGUGCAGAUGAUUGGAACAGAGGAACAUGUGAUGGCUGCAUUUGGGCCCAGCUUGGAGGAGUGCCAGAAAGCUCAGAUCUUCACCCAGAUGCAGGCUUUGAAGUAUAUAGGGAAUAAAGUAAGAAGACAAAGAAUGUGGGGAGGUGGACCAAAGAAAACGAAAAUAGAAGAAGCAAGAGAACUCCUGGCUUCUACCAUUCUGACCCAUGUACCAGUGAAGGAAUUCAAUUUCCGAGCUAAGUGUAUCUACACCGCAGUGAUGGUGCGAAGGGUGAUCCUGGCCCAAGGAGAUAACAAGGUCGAUGACAGAGACUAUUACGGCAACAAGCGACUGGAAUUGGCAGGACAGCUCUUAUCUCUUCUUUUUGAAGAUUUGUUUAAAAAGUUUAAUUCAGAAAUGAAGAAGAUUGCAGACCAAGUGAUUCCUAAGCAGAGAGCAGCCCAGUUUGAUGUCGUGAAGCACAUGCGCCAAGACCAGAUCACCAAUGGCAUGGUCAAUGCCAUCUCCACGGGAAAUUGGUCUCUGAAGAGAUUUAAGAUGGACCGACAGGGUGUGACCCAGGUGCUGUCUCGCUUGUCUUAUAUAUCUGCACUCGGCAUGAUGACAAGAAUCUCUUCCCAGUUUGAAAAGACAAGAAAAGUGAGUGGUCCUCGUUCUCUGCAGCCAUCUCAGUGGGGAAUGCUCUGUCCCUCCGACACACCUGAAGGAGAGGCCUGUGGUUUGGUUAAGAACUUGGCCCUCAUGACACAUAUAACAACUGACAUGGAAGACGGACCCAUUAUUAAGUUAGCCGGGAACUUGGGAGUAGAAGAUGUGAAUUUAUUAUGUGGAGAAGAGCUCUCUUACCCAAAUGUGUUUCUUGUCUUCCUGAAUGGUAACAUCCUGGGUGUCAUUCGAGACCAUAAAAAGCUGGUCAGCACAUUCCGGCUGAUGCGAAGAGCAGGAUAUAUCAAUGAAUUUGUUUCUAUUUCCACAAACCUUACAGAUCGGUGUGUUUAUAUUUCCUCUGACGGCGGGCGCUUGUGCAGGCCUUAUAUAAUUGUCAAGAAACAAAAGCCAGCAGUCACAAAUAAGCAUAUGGAAGAGUUGGCUCAAGGCUACAGGAAUUUUGAAGAUUUCUUACAUGAGAGUCUAGUUGAAUACUUAGAUGUGAAUGAAGAAAAUGACUGUAACAUUGCGCUCUACGAACAUACAAUUAACAAAGACACCACCCACUUGGAGAUUGAACCCUUCACUCUGCUUGGUGUUUGCGCUGGCCUGAUCCCAUACCCUCAUCACAACCAGUCUCCAAGAAACACCUACCAGUGUGCUAUGGGCAAGCAAGCCAUGGGUACCAUUGGAUACAAUCAACGGAACAGAAUUGAUACACUUAUGUAUCUACUAGCAUAUCCACAGAAACCCAUGGUUAAAACAAAAACAAUCGAGUUGAUAGAUUUUGAGAAAUUGCCAGCUGGCCAGAACGCAACUGUUGCUGUGAUGAGUUACAGCGGCUAUGACAUUGAAGACGCCCUGGUUUUGAACAAGGCCUCUCUGGACAGAGGUUUUGGGCGUUGUCUUGUAUAUAAAAAUGCUAAGUGCACCUUGAAGCGAUACACCAAUCAGACCUUUGAUAAGGUGAUGGGUCCCAUGUUGGAUGCUGCUACCAGAAAACCCAUUUGGCGACAUGAAAUUUUAGAUGCAGAUGGCAUUUGUUCUCCAGGUGAGAAAGUGGAAAACAAGCAGGUACUUGUAAACAAGUCCAUGCCCACAGUGACUCAGAUUCCUUUGGAAGGGAGCAAUGUGCCACAGCAACCACAGUAUAAAGAUGUGCCCAUCACGUACAAAGGUGCAACAGACUCGUACAUUGAGAAAGUGAUGAUCUCUUCCAACGCUGAGGACGCCUUCCUCAUCAAGAUGCUCCUGAGACAGACGCGGCGGCCAGAGAUCGGAGACAAAUUCAGCAGUCGGCAUGGACAAAAGGGUGUUUGUGGCCUGAUCGUCCCCCAGGAAGACAUGCCGUUCUGUGAUUCUGGCAUUUGUCCCGACAUCAUAAUGAACCCACACGGCUUCCCAUCGAGAAUGACGGUUGGAAAGUUAAUUGAGUUGCUGGCCGGCAAGGCAGGCGUGUUAGACGGCAGGUUCCACUACGGCACUGCCUUUGGAGGGAGUAAAGUGAAGGAUGUGUGUGAGGACCUCGUUCGCCAUGGUUACAACUACCUGGGGAAGGACUACGUCACCUCAGGUAUCACAGGUGAGCCCUUAGAAGCAUACAUCUAUUUUGGACCUGUAUACUAUCAGAAACUGAAACACAUGGUGCUGGAUAAAAUGCAUGCCCGGGCCCGAGGACCACGAGCUGUCCUUACCAGGCAGCCCACUGAAGGGCGAUCUCGAGAUGGUGGCUUGCGUCUUGGAGAAAUGGAACGUGACUGUCUAAUCGGCUAUGGAGCAAGUAUGCUUUUGCUGGAGAGACUAAUGAUCUCAAGUGAUGCCUUCGAGGUCGACGUCUGUGGGCAGUGUGGACUCCUGGGAUAUUCUGGCUGGUGCCACUACUGCAAGUCUUCAUGCCACGUGUCCUCCCUCCGAAUCCCAUAUGCCUGCAAGCUGCUCUUCCAGGAGUUGCAGUCCAUGAACAUCAUCCCCAGGUUGAAACUGGCCAAAUACAACGAGUAAGAUUGUGCAGUGCUCUCAAGGGUAUGGUCGGCGGCAGCCUGUGCAGCCCAAGGCAGGGUCUCUUGGUGACCUCUGUGCUCAUUCUGCUUCACGGAGAACUUCGAGGAGGAGGAGAAGGGAGCAGCAGCAGCUGUCUAAGGUCCAGAGGCUGACUUGACACUGGAGCCUCGAGCCGCAGGAGGUGCUGGGACCCAUACAGCACAGCACUGUGGAGUCACACACAGAUGGACACAAGCUAGAGAGAUUACCAACACCUGUUAAUUUUGUUGUUUGUUUGUUUGUGUUGAGUUGGAGUCUCAAUCUGUAUCUCAGGCUGGAUUUGAGCUCACCUCAAUCUUCCUGACUUCAUCUCCCACAAGUACUGGAAUCAUGAGUUUGAGCCAGCAUAUCUGGUUUGUUUAUGUUAUUGUGUUUUAAAAUGUACUUAUUAGAAAAACCUUCCUCCUUAAAAUUCCCUCUGACACCUUCUGGUUAACAGAACUCUGGGUUCUCGUCAGAUGUGGAAAAGGUAAAGAAUUGUUUGAAUUGGGCCUAAGAAGUUAGCUCAGUCAAGUGCCUGUUGCAUAUGUAUGACCUGAGUUCACCCCCCGAAACCCAUGUAAGUAAGGGCUGGGUGUGGCACCUAGCACUCAUGUCAAAGUCCGACACUUUGGAGGUUGUAGAGGUGGGAGUGGGGGUCAGACAGGCAGAGCCCUGGCACUUACUGACCAGUCAGUAUGUUUCGGGUUCAGUGAGAGACCCUGUAUGUGAAGGGUUAAAGUGGACAGUGACUGAGGAGGACCCCAGUGUCCCUUUGGCCUCCACACACACACACAAAGAAUGGGUAGAUUCGUGGGCACAACUUUUGCUGAGGUGGAAAGUAGUAGUAAACUGGCUCUUAGAGGGCAGCAAGUAACACAGGUGACUCUGGAAGGCCAGCAGUCACAGCUUGCUGACACACACUGAGACUUCAAUCUUGAUGGAAUGUGAUCUGUGCAGCCUACCUUUGAAGAAUCUCCUUCUUUAUCUACCUUCUUUUGAACCUCCAGGACACCUGGGUCUAAUCCAUGGACACCUGGUCAUUCCCUCAUUUCCUGCCUGUUCCGUUGCUACCAAGAAGUUAAUUGUCCAUUCUCUCAGUUUAUUCUUAACUGUUGUUCCCUGAAGCCAGAGAAUUGCUUAUAAAAAGUGUCCCAGAAGCACUGAUUAAUGACGUAUGCCACAUCAGAAAUGCUCCUCGGAAUAGUAAGAGGUACACACCAAGAAGGGUCAGACUCAAGUGUGUGGCUGAGGUUGAGGAGGGUGAAGACUUUUCAGAUCUGCUCAUCCCGGGCUCAUCCGGAUGAGUCACCGACUUGAAAACUCAACCCUAUUUGUUUUCUUCACAAUAAAGAUGUGGCAGUCAGAACGCUA
This is a messenger RNA of Mastomys coucha (southern multimammate mouse), 4925 nucleotides long. RefSeq names its product RNA polymerase III subunit B (gene Polr3b). NCBI's taxonomy places the organism in Eukaryota, Metazoa, Chordata, Mammalia, Rodentia, Muridae. Bases 132 to 3533 code for a protein of 1133 amino acids. The transcript is spliced from 28 exons. Gene Ontology annotation, biological process: DNA-templated transcription. Gene Ontology annotation, molecular function: DNA-directed RNA polymerase activity; ribonucleoside binding; DNA binding. Gene Ontology annotation, cellular component: RNA polymerase III complex. The record is from RefSeq and is a predicted model, not a curated record.